Messenger RNA from Ceratosolen solmsi marchali, 2076 nucleotides. RefSeq names its product multidrug resistance-associated protein 9-like. Gene Ontology annotation, molecular function: ABC-type transporter activity; ATP hydrolysis activity; ATP binding. Gene Ontology annotation, biological process: transmembrane transport. The record is from RefSeq and is a predicted model, not a curated record. The transcript is spliced from 11 exons. Gene Ontology annotation, cellular component: membrane. Lineage: Eukaryota; Metazoa; Arthropoda; Insecta; Hymenoptera; Agaonidae. The coding region runs from base 1 to 2076 and encodes 691 amino acids.
AUGACAACAUUAUUGCUACAAAAAUUGUUGGAAUAUAGUGAACAUUCUGAAAAGCAUAUUUUGAGUGGAAUUCAAUGGACUAUUUACGUGGUUGGAUUUGAUCUACUUCAAACGAUUCUUUGUACUUGGAGUGAUAUUAUGAAUCAAAGAACAGCAUUGCGUUUGAAAGCGGCUUGUUUGAGUCUGUUAUUAAAAAAAAUUAUACAUUCUAAUGUUGCAUAUAAGAAUAUGAACGAGAAUCCGUUUACAUACGUAGAAAAUUAUUGUACAGAAAUUGCUAAUGAUUUUACGAAAUCUAGGAUGCUGAAAACAAUUGAAACAAUAAACUCUAUUAAACUCGUAAAGAUAAAUGGAUGGGAAGAUCAUUUUAUUGAAAAUAUUACAAAUAUUCGAAAUAGAGAAAGUAAAUGGUUAUUCAAAGCAACAUACUUGAAUAGUCUUACUGCAUCUAUGAAUUACAUUAUCCCAUUCAUUGCAAUUAUCGCAACAUUUUUUAUACAUUUUUUAAUGAGUCAACAUUUAACAACUUCUGAAGCUUUUCCAAUAUGCAUUGUUUUUAUUGUACAAAUGAAUGAUAGUUUUAUAUCUACGAGAAAGUCACUAUAUCAUAUUAAACAAGCUGUAUUAACAUUGAAUAGAAUAAAGGCUGGAUUGCUACUCGAAGACACCAGUAAUCACAUAUUAAAGCCAUUCGAAUCAUCACAAGCAGUGAUGAUAAUUAAUGCAUCCUUUGCUUACGAUAUUUACAAGAAAGAAAAUUAUCAGGCUGCAAUGGUAGUCGAAACUAAAUACGAGAGUAAGUUGGUCAGCAGUGAAGAGAAACAACAUCUAACCAGCUCGAUCUUCGCUUCGAAACGCGUCGAGGUUUUAUUUAAUAUAACCUUUAAAGCUCGGAAGGGUCAGUUGAUCGGUGUGUAUGGACCACCAAAGUGUGGAAAGUCAUCUUUACUGUUGGCUGCUCUCGGCCAGAUGAGAAUGACUUCAGGCCAGUUAAUGAGGCAGGGAAGUUGCGCUUACGUGGGUCAGCGACCUUGGCUCACCCAGGCUACACUCGGAGAAAAUAUCCUCUUUGGCGAGGGCUAUGACGCAAAGCGCUACUACGAGGCCCAAAUCGUUUGUAAGCUUAGACAAGACGUAAAAGAGUUGGUUGGUGGUGACAAGUACAAGAUAAGUGACAGUGACAAUAAGAUUUCGGAGAUCCUAAAGCAGAAAAUCGCACUUGCUAGAGCAUUUUAUGCUGAUCGGGAUAUAUACUUUUUGGAUGAUCCAUUACGUUGUAUGGAAGAUACGGUUGCUGAAGAGAUAUUUGAAAAUCUUAUUAUAAGAGCUCUCGCUGAAAAAACUAUUAUUUUUGUCACCUGUGAGCUGAAGUAUAUAAAUCGAUGUGAUUACAUGUAUAUCAUGCGUGAUGGGAAAAUAGCAGAGCAUGGAAGACACAAGGAAUUGAUGCGCUUAGGUAGAGAAUACGCUUCGUUAGUUAAAUCAGCAAUUAUUGACGCAGAAGGUGAUUAUUCCGAUGAAUCUUGUAAAUUUCAAAAAAAUAAUUCAUCAAACGUGAAAAAUGAUAAAGAAUUAUCGAUUGCUGAUUGUUGGAAAAUUGAACUUGAAUCUGAAGAUGAAUCUUAUUAUGCAAUAAAUGAAAAUGAAUUAGGAGAGAAAAAAAUAAUGACAAUGACGUAUUAUAGUUACAUAAAAUCUUUUGGUGGUUUAUUCAUGCUAAUUCUUCUUAUACUAACGUAUAUUGCUUUUACGGCAAUCGGACUUAUUACUCUAUUAAGACUUAUCUGGUACAUUGAGACCAUUAAGUCGGAAAAUAUUCUAGUACAGGGAGUUAAAAAAAACAAUUUUGAAUCCUCGAAAAGUUGGUGUGGAUCCUGUUUUUUCUUCAUAAUAUUAGGAUGUUUACUAAAAGCUUUUAUAAUGCAAUAUGUAGGGAAUAAAAUUGCAGAUAAAUUUCACACUGCUCUCUUAAAUAAGUUAAUAAAUGCACCUAUAAAUAUUUUCGAUGUUACAACAUUGAAAAAAAUGAAGAAAGUCUUUUUAGUUGAUUUAAACAAUGGUAAGAUUUUGUACUGA